GUUGAAGUAAUACAUGGCAUCUACUCCAGCAAUUCAGAAAAAUAAAGAGACUAAACAACAGAAUGAAGGAACAAUUACAUCUAGAUUGAAAUCCAAUCUUACUAGAGUUGCAGGUAAGCCUCGAGUAUCAAAGCCUCCUAAAGAAAAAGGCAUUAACAAGUCUUUGGUAGUGAAGUUCCAAACUGAAAAGGUUACCAAGAAGAGAAGUGGUUCUACUAGACCUAAGACUAAAGAUUUAUCUUCUUGCACAAAUGUUCCAUCUUCAAAGAAUCUGGAACAACCUAGGAAGAUUCAGAAGAUUCAGAGUUCUUUGGGUGGACCCUCUUCUGAUAAAGUUGGCAAGGGAAAGGAGAAAGAGAACCCUACACUUUCACAGAAACCACAAGUUUACAAGAAACCAGUAAAUGAAAAACCCAAACACCAUAUUCGAUGGGAAGGCAUUGAUGAAACAAGUACAUGUUAUACUUGUGUGUUGUGUGGGAAAGAUUUAGAAGAGGAAGAGGAAGAGGAAGAUUCAAUUCAAGAUGGAGAAGAUGAGCUACAACAUUAUUUAUUCUCUUCCCAAGGAAGAGAAGAUUUGAGUAGUACUGUUUUAUCUGAAGUUGCUAUUCUUCCAUGCAGUCAUAUAUUCCACGAGACAUGUUUAUCUGCUUUGCCCCUAACUACUAUCACUGAUCCUCCAUGCCCUAUAUGUCUUAGUAUGUCCUGAAUUGAUUUUCACUUAUACUAUUCCUAUGAAGCAUGGAUACGGACACCAGACACUGACACGCCGACACAACUAAUAAUUUAAAAAAAUCACUUAAUGCAUUGUAAUUACAAGUGUCGGUGCGUGUCCGACACAUGGACAUGCCUAAUCCGAGGAGUGCUCAUGCUUCAUAAUACGGUAUAUUCUAAUGGACCUAUCUUAGAUGAUCAUUACACUUAUUCCAUUUAGUUUAG
Messenger RNA from Medicago truncatula (barrel medic), 939 nucleotides. RefSeq lists its product as uncharacterized. The record is from RefSeq and is a predicted model, not a curated record. Lineage: Eukaryota; Viridiplantae; Streptophyta; Magnoliopsida; Fabales; Fabaceae. The coding region runs from base 14 to 709 and encodes 231 amino acids. The transcript has 3 exons.